Rotaria sordida is the source of this 510-nucleotide messenger RNA. NCBI's taxonomy places the organism in Eukaryota, Metazoa, Rotifera, Eurotatoria, Philodinida, Philodinidae. The record is from the annotation of a GenBank genome assembly.
AUGGGCGAGUACUCGAAAGCACUUUCGUCGCACGAACGAUCACUUGAAAUCCGAAAAAUAGCUUUCCCUCCGAAUCAUCCCGACUUGGCUGCUUCUUACAACAACGUCGGUUUGGUGUACGAUAACAUGGGCGAGUACUCGAAAGCACUUUCAUCGCACGAACGAUCAUUAGAAAUCUGGAAAAUAGCUCUCCCUCCGAAUCAUCCUGACUUGGCUUACUCUUAUCACGGUAUCGGUUUGGUGUAUAAUAAUAUGGGCGAGUACUCGAAAGCACUUUCAUCGCACGAACGAUCACUUGAAAUCCAAAAAAUAGCUCUCCCCCCAAAUCAUCCCGACUUCGCUCAAUCCUACAACAACAUCGGUAUGGUGUAUUAUAACAUGGGCGAGUACACGAAAACACUUUCAUUUCUCCAAAAAGGACUCGCGAUACGACAAAAAUCACUGCCACCAAACCAUCCGGAUAUUGCACAGUCGAAAAGAAACAUUGAAAAUGUAAAAAAGAAAAUGUAA